This is a messenger RNA of Dermacentor silvarum, 4335 nucleotides long. RefSeq lists its product as uncharacterized. The transcript is spliced from 17 exons. Bases 141 to 4082 code for a protein of 1313 amino acids. Gene Ontology annotation, molecular function: heparin binding. Gene Ontology annotation, cellular component: cell surface. The record is from RefSeq and is a predicted model, not a curated record. Lineage: Eukaryota; Metazoa; Arthropoda; Arachnida; Ixodida; Ixodidae.
GAAAUUGAGUGACCUCGUGACAUUGACUGGAACGCACUACAUCACCGCUCCCAAAAACUUGACCUCUGUCAGGGUCCUCCAAGAAGUGUCGGCUCAAAUGAUAGACUGGCGUCGACUUGACGAGAGUUGCAGCGACAACUAUGAACGCGAUCGAUGAGCAGACGGCAGAGGGCUCCUUGACGUUUGCCCGAAAUUUGCGCAUCGCAUCCGUCUCAGCGCAACUCGUCAAUGGCAUCAAAGUUGCUGACAUCGGUGAGCGAUUCGUCAGGAUCAACGUGCCUGCAACCAUCACCGGUGCCAAACACUUUGUCGGUACCUUCGACGCACUCCAAAACAUUCACCUUCGGGGUAGGCUCAACCAACUCGCCAUACCUGACGAUCUUCUGCUAAAUGAUGCAGAGCAAUUCGUGCGGGCGCCUAAACGGUUCAACAAGCUAAUUACCACCGUGACCAACGUCGAAGGCAAAGUCAGCGGAGUAUCACUGCCGGGAGACGUCUACCACCUCACGGAUGACAGCCCCAUUGACGUACCCCUUGCCUUCGUCAAUGGCAUCCAGGCGCAGCGAGACGUAGUCGUUGCUGGCACGGUCGACAACGUAGACAUUUCAGAGUUCGCUGCCUACGCCGCCAAGCAACCCGAAAAAGUUGUAAAGAACAACGUAGUGUUCAAGGCGCCCGUUUUUGUUAAAAAGUCCGUCAAGGUCCUCGCCAAGGUCAACAGCGUAUUGCUUGAUGCCCUUUACAAGGACGCCAUUUUUCCUACCAACGAGUCUACGUUGGUUAUGACUGGCCAGAAGACCUUCCACGAAGGAGCCAAAAUAGUAGGAAUGACUGUCAAAGGCAGUGUGAACGGUUACAACUUGUUGGAGGACUUUGUGGCCACGGAGGACCACCAAGACGUUCAUGUUUUGAUUUCAGGAAUAAAAACGUUCACCGGACCGGUCGUGUUCGAGAAGGACGUCAUCUCAAACCCUGGCAUCAUCGACGGAGUUCAGCUCUUCAAGCUGUUCGCCGGCAGAAUAACACUUAACAGCGAGCAGAACAUCACAGCCGAGCCGCUGUUCCUCAGCACCGUGCGAGUGCGACACCUCUAUGUGUCGGGGUCAGUUCAAGGGCUCUCCGUGCCCAGGGACUUCGUCCUCAAGUCCGUUCCGCAAAAGAUCUACGGCCUGAAACACAUGGCUCGGGGCAUGUCCGCCGCUCUCGUCGACUCGCGCAUACACGCGACCGUCCGAGGUUUGUUCGGUGGCGUCGACAUAGUGGACAUUAACAGGCGCCGUAUCCCACUGUCCACUGGCCAACUGCUGACCGGAGAGUUCGCCAUUGGCAACGUGACGACGCCAUUCCUCAACGCCGCAUGGUUGAACGGGCGGCCAGUUCAGCCAUUCCUGAGGAACGUCAUGUCCAAGACGAAGCCUCAAGUAGUGGCUGCUUCGAAGACGUUUUCCGCGGUCCUGAAGGCGGUUUCUCCCGUAACGACUGUGCAAGGAGUGAACGGUGUCAACCUGGGAGAGGUCAACUCUAAUGCGGUCACACUGCGCGGUCAGUCCGUGGUCAGCGCCCCUGUCGCUCUACGAGACCCGUUCGAGGUCAUGGGUCACCUGAGCAUCCACGGCACACUGGACGGCCGGGACCUUCGCGCCUUCGACGCCGACGCUGUGCCCAAGCGCGGGUGGGUCUCCGUCACCGGCAACUGCGUCUUCUACCGUGGCUUCUCCGUGCGUGGCAACAUCGCCGCCGACACGGUCAACGACCUCAUGUUCUCCUACGACGUGCUUCUUAAGAACGCGGACCAGAGCAUCAAGGGUCAUUAUCACUUUGUUCGUGAUAUGAAGGUGCUGGGAGAUCUGCCUCACUUGGGGCACAUCAACGGCGUGGAUCUGUCCGUACUCGACACGCUGAUCGCAAAGUUGGACCGAGAGAACGUCAUUCAGUCUGACCUGGAGUUUCACGACGUGACUGAAGUUGGCACAGACCUGAACGUCGAAGGCCUUCUCAACGGUCACAAACUCCGGCAUCUCAGGGAUCAGGCGAUAUGCACCGCCAGACAUCACGAACUCACUGCCACCAAGAUCAUCCGAGGUCCGGUUAACUUGUUCAAUUCCAUCGAGGUUCGCCACUUUGAUAACAGGACUCUUACUGCUUUACUGGAGGACAUCGUCUUCGUCGAUGGAAACUUCAUGACUGCACCAAAGAUAUUCACUAACGUGCUCAUGGAAGGAAGCGUCAAAACGAACAAUGCACACUUUGAGCAGCUCGUCAACGGCAUCCCCAUCAAUACGGUGCUAUCGGACGCUGUCUGGGGAAACGGGAAAUGCGAACUCCUGGGAGAGAAUGUCUUCAGUGACCCCUUUACCGUGACAAAGGAUCUAACUGUUCUCGGCCGUUUAAAUGGACUUAGUAUCCCUGACGAUCUACUUCAGCUUUGUCACAACAAAGCCUGCCCGGAACAAUACCUGGACAGUCCAGUGUUCGAGAACGUCCAGGUUCCGGGUCAUCUGCCCGUCUCUGGCUCAGUCAAUGGACACUCCCUCCCUCACAUGCUCGAAGAUACCCUGUUCGUCACCACGAACCAGACCGUGCGCGGAACCAAGUACUUCGAGGUUGUGACGUUCGAACAGAAUGUGCUGCCUGAUCGUGUAAACGGGAAGAGUUUCCGUCACGACGUUGUCACUCUGCACACGGCGCAGACUUUGCACGGAAAGCUCUCCUACCGCCACGUUGUCACACCGAACGUGGUCGUCAAAGGUCUGAUCAACAAUGUCAACUUUGCGAGCCUUGUGCGAAGCACGGUGCUGCUGAACGUGCCCCAGAUCAUAGCCGCUCCGCUAGCACUGAACAACGUCGUGGUUCGGCACAACAUCCGUCACGUGGGCACGCUCAACGACGUCCACCUCGGUCUGCUCGCUCGAAAAGUGUCUCGCUUCGAGCACGCUGCCGCGCAGUUGGGACGCAGCUUGGGCCAGCGGAUAGCCAAGCACGAAGGCCUUCUCAACGAGCUGUCCUGCUUCCUCACGGAUUCCUACUCGGCCGUGGACUACUUCGUCCUGCACCAGUACCUGGACGUGGAGGCCACGACCGUGGACACUGCACCCGGCGUGGGGUUCCUGCGCCUGGUAGACAACCACGGGGGCGACGCCGUGGCGCAGGCGUUCCACUUCGCCUGGAGCCAGCACGAAGCCGCGUGGCGCAUGCAGGGCGUUGUAUCCGCCGACGAAGGCGAGCGAGUCUACUUCGCGCUCGAAGGGAGACUCCUCUGGCUCGAGCUGCCUCUUCCGGACAGCAACACGGGCCGGGCAAUUUUGACCGACGGCUUGACGGUGCUCUUCAACUUCGGUGACGUGCUGGUUAUGUCCGCUGUUGCCACGACCGGCAACACCGCGAUACUGGCUAGCCUCACCAAGCAUGGCGUCCUGGACCUCUUCGCAUACACCCUGCAGAGCUUCGAGCCCACUCUCAUCGGCACGAUCAGCCCCGGCGAAGGAGCGACCGCGGUAAAGCUCCUCUCCCUCGACGGCUCGUUGUACGUGAUCGCCUCCGUGUAUGACCACCGAGCCUGCAUUACCGAGCACCACCACUCCAAGGUGUACGCCAUGGAGGGAGCGCACAGGUGGCACCUCGUGCAGACACUCCACGGUGGAGCGGUGACCAACUCCUUCUCUCGCCAUGGCUUUCUCUACGCCCUGUUCACCGGCGCCGACACACGCAGCCGCUGCGCUGAGCCCAGCCUGGUCAAGGUUUAUCGAACCUGCAGCAGAGUGGGAUCUACCUUCGAGCUGUUCCAGACCAUCUCCAUGGUUUCGGUCUCCAAAGUGGAGCUCGUUCAGUACGGCGCGCAGCUGGACGUCUUCAUGGCUGCCGCAAACACAACUUCAAUUCAAAUCUACACCUUCAACGGUGAGAGCGGCUUCCAGUUCCACUCGGCCAUCGCCGUCAGGUUGGUGACCGACAUCAAGAUGACGGUGCUUGGAGGCUCCCUCUACCUCGUCGUCGCUCAAGGACACAGCACCGGAAAAAGCCUCGUCUACAAGGCUGUUACGCAAGGCGCAACAGCAACGUUCCGGCGUCUUCCGGCGACGUGACACUGCGGAGCCGAGCACCGCUAGAUUUUAGAUUUUACGCCCUUCACACUCCUGGGUAUUAUAUAAUCGUUUACUGUUACCGCAUAACUGCCUCUGAGGCAUCGCUAUUUGUUACUUUUACACUGCUUAGCCUUUGUAACCCAUGUAGGUGAGGAAUGCUGGGCCAUGGGCCUCGUUAACGCUGAAAGUGUCAACAGGCAUGUAUGUACAUAAAGUGCGUUAUACUCACUCCGCAAUAAAUUCCACAUCCUGA